CUGCUCUUUCAAAACUCCUGGACCCUCUCAAUGCUUCUUUUUGUUUGCUAAAGCCACCAAUCUAAAUCACAACCCCUGUCCCCAACAAUAAAUCUGAAAAGUUGAAUCGUUGGGGGAAUUUUGAGUUUGUUCAUCCAAGCAUUCUUCAAACGCGAGACAUGUUGAUCUGAUUUGUAGAUUUUUUUGAACAACGAUGGAGAUGAUUCCAGUAGAAGAAGCUUUGACAACUGUGUUGGACGUAUCCAGGCGGUUGUCUCCGGUGACGGUGGCUGUUCAGGAUGCUCUCGGCAAGGUUUUGGCUGAGGACAUUCGACCUCCCGAUCCUCUCCCUCCAUAUCCUGCUUCCAUCAAGGAUGGAUAUGCUGUAAUUGCUGCAGAUGGUCCUGGUGAGUAUCCUGUUAUUACUGAAUCAAGAGCAGGAAAUGAUGGUCUUGGUGUCACAGUGACUCCUGGAACUGUUGCAUACGUUACCACUGGAGGGGAAUAUCUGAAUCUGUUGUGAUGGUUGCAGGCAUGCAGAAGCUGGACCUGGAUAGGGGACUGGUACGUUUUCUUUAUCUUUUAUUUGGUUCAACUUUCGAUAUAAAUUUUGCUCAAGAACCACAUAUCUAUGAUUCGAGUUAGUAUAGUUUUAACAUAGAAUUUUUUGGGCUAAAAUAAAAUAUGUUUUCAUUCGACGGUAUAAAUUCCAGUUACUCUAUUUCGACGUAAAUUUAGUUCGGAAAGAGUCAGGUACGCCGCCGCA
Molecule: messenger RNA, 745 nt
Organism: Helianthus annuus (common sunflower)
Lineage: Eukaryota; Viridiplantae; Streptophyta; Magnoliopsida; Asterales; Asteraceae
Product: molybdopterin biosynthesis protein CNX1
Exons: 4
Coding region: 194-502 (102 amino acids)
Biological process (GO): Mo-molybdopterin cofactor biosynthetic process; molybdenum incorporation into molybdenum-molybdopterin complex
Cellular component (GO): cytosol; cytoplasm
Molecular function (GO): molybdopterin molybdotransferase activity
Source: RefSeq, a predicted model, not a curated record